Molecule: messenger RNA, 3271 nt
Organism: Alosa alosa (allis shad)
Lineage: Eukaryota; Metazoa; Chordata; Actinopteri; Clupeiformes; Clupeidae
Gene: rcor1
Product: REST corepressor 1
Exons: 13
Coding region: 647-2047 (466 amino acids)
Biological process (GO): negative regulation of DNA-templated transcription; regulation of transcription by RNA polymerase II
Cellular component (GO): transcription regulator complex; histone deacetylase complex
Molecular function (GO): transcription corepressor activity
Source: RefSeq, a predicted model, not a curated record
UCAUUUGCUUGCACAGGCCUUACAUAGAACUCAACUGAAGUUCCAAGUUACAUUGUAACGAUAGCUAGCAAGUCCAUUCUUAACAAAGAUUUUUCACCAAGCCUGCUGUCAAGAUCGUCGUCGGAUUCGAUUGGUUUGCAACUCACGAGAUAUCUUUAAAUUAGAUUAUUUUUUAAUUUAUAGAGAAUUGGGGGGUUUAAGCUGAAUUCCUUACUAGCUCAGGUUACUUCUAUUUCGCGAGCUAACUUCCCAUCCAACUAACCUUAGCUAGCUGGCUGAUGUGGCUAGGUAGUAUUAGCCACCUAGCUAGCUAACGUUAGCUAUUUGGUGGAGUACUGUGUGUUAGCCACAACGUUAUCAGAUUUGCAUUAGCGAGCUAGUUGGGCAGGUGUCCAAAAUACCCCGUGUGUGAUGUCCAGUGAGAUACUGAUAUUAGGCAACUAACUUGAUGUUUCCAGGUUAUGUUGAAGCAUUUACGUAAAUAACGUUAGCUACUAUUUGAGACCUGUUCGCCUAACGUUAACGCCAGCUAGCAUAGCCUGCAAAGUGCAGCUGCUGCUAUUUGUCGUCAGCCAAUUAGCUGUUGUUAGCUAGUGAGCCCAAAUCUGUUGAGUUUCAUUGCUGACGUUUAACGUUAGUUGUGACAAUGCCUGCCAUGCUAGAUAAAGGUAGUACUGAGAUGUCUGGUAAAAGAAGGGGUAGGAAUUCUGUUAGCCACCCAACUAAAAGUUUCGCUGCAAAUGGAAACAGUAACAAUUCAUGGGAAGAAGGAAGUUCGGGAUCUUCAAGUGAUGAUGAACAUGGUGCAGGGGGGAUGAGAGUCGGCCCACAGUACCAAGCGAACGUUCCAGAUUACGAUCCAGAGGUGGCAAAGGCCAGUCAAGAGAGAGAGAAUCUCGGCAUGCUGGUUUGGUUUCCUAAUCACAAUCUGGCAGAAGCAAAACUGGAUGAAUACAUUGCAAUUGCCAAAGAGAAGCAUGGGUACAAUAUGGAGCAGGCUCUGGGGAUGCUCUUUUGGCACAAGCAUAAUAUUGAAAAGUCUCUGGCGGACUUGCCCAACUUCACGCCUUUCCCUGAUGAGUGGACAGUGGAGGACAAGGUCCUGUUUGAGCAGGGCUUCAGUUUCCAUGGCAAAACAUUCCACCGCAUCCAGCAAAUGCUGCCAGACAAGUCCAUUGCCAGCCUUGUGCGUUUCUACUACUCCUGGAAGAAGACGCGCAGCAAAACCAGUGUGAUGGACCGACAUGCACGCAAGCAGAAGAGGGAGAGGGAAGAGAGUGACGAGGAGGUGGAGGAGAACAGCUGCAUUUCCCCAGGAGAUGCCGAGUAUGAGCCCAGCAAGGAGGAGAGGAAGGAGGUAAAGAGUUUGGGGGCAGGAGUAGAAAAAUCAGAGGCAAAGUCAUCAGUCCCUCAAAAGCCGGCAGGCUCUGGGGAAAAACCCGCUCACUUGAAGAAGGAGACUCCGGGCCCCACGGGUAAGAAUCUGCACCGAGCCAAGAAGAAGCCGCCCAAGGGCAUGCACCUGAUCCAGCGCGACGUAACCGCCAUGUCCAGCAGCUCGCCUGCCGCCACAGGCGUCCUCCGGCAGCUCGACAUGGAGCUGGUGGCCAUUAAACGCCAGAUCCAGAGUAUCAAGCAGACCAACAGCACACUGAGAGAGAACCUGGAUUCUGGAGUAGAGGACUUCAGACCAUCUGAGGUCACCCAGAAGUUCAACACCCGCUGGACAACAGAAGAGCAGCUGCUGGCUGUUCAAGCAAUUCGUAAGUACGGCCGGGACUUCCAGGCCAUCUCCGACGUGAUCGGCAACAAGUCUGUGGUCCAGGUGAAGAAUUUCUUUGUGAAUUACCGGCGACGCUUCAAUCUGGACGAGGUGCUGCAGGAGUGGGAGGCGGAGCAUGGCGUGGAGAGCAGCGACGGGGCAAAGAACAGCGAGGAAGAGAAGAUGGAGGUCACGCCAGAGGACGGUACCACCACCCCAGUCCCACCUGAAGAGCAGAAAAAGGAGCCAGCAGCUGCAGACACACAGGCCCCCCAGGCAUCCUGAACCCUUGAGAACUCAACCCAUUCAUUCCUACAGAGCUGCAGUUUGGAAGGAGAGAACGAGAGAAACAGCGAGAGAGAGACAUCUCUCGGCAGACCUGUGCUGUGUCUUUAAAACUGGACCCCCCCAGCCCCUGACUUCCUCACCCACCUAUCCCCUGCUCCUGCUCCACCGGCCAGUCCCGUGUGGCAAAGGACCUUCAGUAGCUGCCUCUGCACAGGAAGGGGACAUAAAAAAAAAAAACCCAAACAGAUGCAAAGCGCCUGGCCAGGCCAGCGCUCCCGACUCUAUCUCUGUGCACUUUACCCCUCGAGUGCCCACGCCACCUCCACCACAUCCAGGUUUUCACCCCCAACCACGAUACUGCCCUCGAUGCUGCCUCGCUCUCUUUGUUUGCCCUCGACUCCACGCCAUGCAUCUUAUGCCUGACGCCUGUCCCAUGUGACCCUAAGCCCUAAUAAUGGGGGCGAUGGCGUAUACUGCUGCUUCUCUAUUUGUCCAUCGUUCACCCAAUAACUCAACAUGUGCGAGUUUCACAUCCAGCUCAUCUCAUGCUAUCUUGGCCAUCACUAGAAAAGGCAAGCCUAAUGUAUGACGUCAUCGCGUAAAACUGUAAUGUGUGGUUUGUCGUCAUCAUCCAGCAUCUCUCAUUUCUCAAGAACUUCCUCAAGACGGCUGUUCUGAGUAUAUUUAACUGGAUUGUAAGAUUUGAUGUUUGCCAUUGGGCAUAUUAUGAAAACAAUAGUUAUACAUUUCUCAGGCAGUCCACUGUAAUUUAUAUAUAAACUCUAAAUUUAUUCAAUAUUUAAUUCUUUAUUUGAAAAUUAUUGCUUGAUUAAAUAAUUGGAAAUGGGCAUUGUUGAGGACAGUGUGGCCUCCAAUGUAAUAUAAUGCUUACAGUUAAUUAUAAAGAACCGUUUUAUCAUGCUUUUUAUGAUGCACCUCUAAAAUGAUGCCCCUUGUUAUUGGACUUAUAUGUCAAUACGCAGAAGAGAUCAUGUGAAGUCUCAGACCUGGGACACUAGUUGGAAAAAGGAGUGUGUGCGUGUGAGGAAACUAACAAUAGGGUGAACUGGACACAUAUGAACACUCUGGAGAUAAACCAACAUUGUCCGGGACCCUUAAUACAAGCGCGCUGAAGUCUGACAUCCCAACAACAGUCUGAGCAGCUUUCAGGGGCUGUUGAAACUGUGAUGCUUUCGGUUAUUUUCUAUUACUGUCUUCUGC